AUGGCGAGGCCCGAGGAGAGCUGGGCGCGGAACACGUCCCCGGGGGACGACGCGUCCACGAGCCACGCGCCCCACCCGGAGGGCGCCUCGCCGGACUUGCUGCGGAACACGCCGUCCAACAUCGCUAGGCUCGAGGACGCGAUCGAGAACUGCGCCGCCCGCCGCAAGUACCUCGCUCGCACCAAGAGCCCCUCCGACGGCGAGGACGUCCGCUGGUACUUCUGCAAGCUCCCCCUCGGGGACAGAGUGCUCUCUUCUUCAGUUCCACGGACGGAGAUAGUUGGGAAAGGAGACUAUUUCAGGUUCAGCAUGAGGGACUGUUUGGCGUUGGAGGCGUCUUUCUUAGAGAGAGAAGAAUCACUACUUGGGUACUGGUGGAGGGAGUAUGCGGAAUGCAGUGAAGGGCCAACAGGUUCCUUGGUUAAAGCUGAUAUGUCAGACUCUGAAUAUUUGUAUAAGGUGGAGGAGGAGCGGGUUGGGGUUCCUGUGAAAGGUGGACUAUAUGAGAUAUUUUCUGAAGUUCGAGACAAGAUUCCCAAAGAAAAUGGUUCAAUUUACCAUGCUAGGAGAGGGGAGAUGGGUGACCGGCGCCUCCACCUUGGCUCCAUGGAGGGGAGAUGGAGGACCGGCGCCAGGAGGGGAGAUGGGGCCUCGGCGGCGGCUUAUGGCGAGGUUGAUUUGAUGAGACGUCAUUGCUUCCCUGUAUAUUGGAAUGGUGAGAAUAGACGUGUUUUGAGAGGCCACUGGUUUGCUCGAAAAGGAGGUCUCGAUUGGAUUCCCUUGCGUGAAGAUGUUUCUGAACAACUUGAGUUAGCAUAUAAGUACCAGGUCUGGCAUCGUCGUAAAUUUCAACCUUCAGGCCUGUUUGCUGCGCGGGUCGAUCUCCAAGGAAGUACACCGGGAUUGCAUGCUCUUUUUACAGGAGAGGAUGAUACUUGGGAAGCUUGGCUUGUCUUUGAUACAGGUCCUAAACUAGGCAGCAACACAAUCAAAUUAAGGCGUGGUUUCUCUUCUUCUGGAUCUGCAAAUCCUACCCAGGAUGAGUUGCGUCAACAGAAAGAAGAGGAAACAGAUGAUUACUGCUCUCAGGUUCCAGUUGGUCAUUUGGUAUUCAUGGUUCAUGGUAUCGGACAGAGAUUGGAAAAAGCUAAUCUUGUUGAUGAUGUAGUCGAUUUCCGCCGUGUGACCGCUAACCUAGCCGAUAGAUACUUAACUCCUUAUCAAAGAAGUACACAGAGGGUCCUAUUUAUUCCCUGUCAGUGGAGGAAGAGUUUAAAGCUCGGUGGUGAAAACACAGUCGAGAAGAUCACUUUGGAUGGAGUUAAAGGUCUUCGCGUAGCGUUAGGUGCCACCGUUCAUGAUGUUCUAUAUUACAUGAGUCCUAUCUACUGUCAGCAUAUAAUUGACUCGGUCUCGGGUCAGCUGAACCAACUGUAUAUGAAGUUUCUGAAGAGAAAUCCUGGUUACAGUGGAAAGGUAUCAUUAUAUGGCCAUUCGUUGGGAAGUGUUCUAACGUAUGAUAUACUUUGCCACCAAGAAUCCCUUUCUGCCCCAUUUCCAACAGAUUAUUUUAAGAUGGAAGUUUCGUCUGAUGAAGGCCAAGUAGGAAAAGGACCCAACACAAUUGAUGUUAUUGACUCUGGUGUAAAAGAGCAUGAUACUUCUUCCACUUCAGGGCAUUCAUGUGUAGAUAAUGUAAAUCGUGUGGAUCAAGAGAGCACCAGAACUGAUCAUUCACUUACAGACAAGACUGUUCUGCCAUGUGUGCUUGAAAAUGUGCCAAACAAUGAUGAUGCACUUGAAUCACCUAUUCCAGUUGAUGGGGUGCAAACUGAAGUCGAAAAUCAGGUUGAGAAUCAUCAAAUGACAUAUACUGAAGGAGCUACUCCAGCUGUAAGCACAAAAGAUGCUGAUGAGUGCAUUUCAAGAUCCGCCAAGGAACUCCAUGUGGUCCCUGACAAAGACAGAUUAAUCUCAUCACUAGAAGAAGAGGUGAGCCAUCUUAAAGCUAAACUAGCGGAACUUGAGCGACAGAGUGAUUCAGUGAUUCAAAGCAUCAGUAGUGUUCAGUCUCAUCAAGAUAAAGAUGCUAAUGAUACAGUGAGCCUAGUAUCAGGCAAACUUAACAUAGGGCAAGGUAGCACAAGUCAGUCCUACAGACCACGUAUUAGAUACACUAAACUAAAUUUUAAGGUUGACACAUUCUUUGCUGUUGGAUCCCCUUUGGGAGUCUUCCUGUCGCUGCGGAAUGUCCGUAUUGGUGUUGGCAGGGGACAAGAUUAUUGGCAAGACAAGAACGUUGUUGAAGAGAUGCCAUGCUGCAGGCAGAUGUUCAACGUUUUUCAUCCUUUCGAUCCUGUAGCAUACAGAGUUGAACCACUUGUAUGUGAAGAUUAUGUGAACAAGCGCCCUGUUGUUAUACCCUACCAUAGAGGCGGAAAGAGGAUACAUGUUGGAGUGCAGGAGUUCACAGAAGACGUUGCUGCACGUUCUCAGGCUAUUGCCCGUCAAUUCAAGUCAUUGAAGGUCAAAGCGGUAGCUGCCUUGUUAUCACUGAGCAAAAAUGACACGGAAGAGGACGAUGAGAGCACCAAGGAGGAGGAGAGAUCAUAUGGUUCCAUGAUGAUGGAAAGGCUGACUGGUUCACCGGAUGGUCGAGUUGAUCAUGUGCUUCAGGAGAAAACAUUUCAACAUCCAUAUUUAUCCGCUCUGGGAUCUCAUACCAACUACUGGCGGGAUCAUGAUACUGCUCUCUUCAUUAUCAAACAUUUGUACCGUGAUAUACCUGAAGAACCUCCAACUGAUGGAACUGGAAGUGCACCCAUUAGACUGUUCUAUGUGAGGGAUCCAAUUGCUGAAGACACUCCCCUGACAUUUUCAGACCACUCCUCAGUUAAGGAAUUCUCCAGAAAGGUGAAAACUUACUCGAGAAAGGGGGAGGAUGAUGCAAACUGUGAAGCCUCUUGA
Messenger RNA from Triticum turgidum subsp. durum (durum wheat), 2967 nucleotides. NCBI's taxonomy places the organism in Eukaryota, Viridiplantae, Streptophyta, Magnoliopsida, Poales, Poaceae. The record is from the annotation of a GenBank genome assembly.